This is a messenger RNA of Anopheles cruzii, 1005 nucleotides long. RefSeq lists its product as uncharacterized. Bases 117 to 995 code for a protein of 292 amino acids. NCBI's taxonomy places the organism in Eukaryota, Metazoa, Arthropoda, Insecta, Diptera, Culicidae. Gene Ontology annotation, molecular function: protein binding. The record is from RefSeq and is a predicted model, not a curated record. The transcript has a single exon.
UCGUUGCUUUCGGAGCAAAAACCUCCCUUCUACUUGCGGCGCUUUUGGGGCGCCAGCUGCAGUGAUUCCGGUGACGUUAAUCGGCUCGUCUACAAUCCAUCGUUCAGUAACGCGCUAUGGAUACGGAGUCGACGGCAAUGUCGGCACCAUCUGCUGGAGAUGAUAGUUUAGUGCCCCUCGUGUACGAGGAUCGCACGAAGGGACUGCGUAAAGAGCGUCUUUCUUUUUGCCCAACAUUCAUCGAGAAGCCUUCGGAGCUGAGCCGCUGCCUGGUAACGUUUCGUAAUGUCAGCAUCGGCGAAACACACGCAUCAAACCAUCUUGCCAGCCCGGAGGAAAGAUGGGUUACCAUGGGAACGGCCGUCACGCCCAUCGAUUGCUACGUUGAACUAUUGCUACAACAAAUGGUACUAAACGAAGAGAGCAAAUGUACGAUCACCACAAAGGCGGCGGAUGUUACGUUUACGGCGAAACUGCUCCGUAUCGUGAAUCAGCAAUACUUCUUCGAACAGACUGUGGCCAGUACGCUGGAGCUUGCCAAACGGUACAAGGAGAAUGGUGUGCAAAUGUUUCCCCGCUAUCCGCGGUUUGCUCACGCGUACUUUAACCGUGCGGCCAAGUGUUUGCUCUCCUGGUCACCGAUUGAGGAUCUGGAUCCGGUCACGGAGGGCUCUGGUACGGUGAGGGAAAUGCAAACCCUGCUUCAGACGCUACAGCUUAACAUUUCCGCUUGCCUCAUCAAGGACAGUCGCUUCGAAGAAGCGCUGCACGUGCUUCGCUAUACGGACGACCAGGAAAGUCCAUCGCCGAAGGCAACGUACCGCAAGGCACUGGCCCAAUUUAAGGUGAAACAGUUCGACGAAGCGCUCGGAACGCUACAGAAAAUUGAUUACGCUUCCAGCAAAGAGUGUGCUGCUUUGCAUAAGCAGAUUGUCGAAACACAACAGCGGGAGGACAGCAAGUACAAUGCCAUGGUGAAGAAAAUGUUCGCCUAGGAAGGGGCGU